Messenger RNA from Panthera uncia (snow leopard), 1788 nucleotides. It is a transcript of the gene AQP4, whose product is annotated as aquaporin 4. The coding region runs from base 28 to 933 and encodes 301 amino acids. Gene Ontology annotation, cellular component: basolateral plasma membrane; plasma membrane. Gene Ontology annotation, molecular function: water channel activity. The transcript is spliced from 4 exons. The record is from RefSeq and is a predicted model, not a curated record. NCBI's taxonomy places the organism in Eukaryota, Metazoa, Chordata, Mammalia, Carnivora, Felidae. Gene Ontology annotation, biological process: transmembrane transport.
GGACCUUUGUGUAGAAGAGAGAGCAUCAUGGUGGCCUUCAAAGGGGUCUGGACUCAAGCUUUCUGGAAGGCAGUCACAGCGGAAUUUCUGGCCAUGCUUAUCUUUGUUCUCCUCAGCCUGGGAUCCACCAUCAACUGGGGUGGAACGGAAAAGCCCUUACCUGUCGACAUGGUUCUCAUCUCCCUUUGCUUUGGGCUCAGCAUUGCAACUAUGGUACAGUGCUUUGGCCACAUCAGCGGUGGCCACAUCAACCCUGCUGUGACAGUGGCCAUGGUGUGCACCAGGAAGAUUAGCAUCGCCAAGUCUGUCUUCUACGUCGCCGCACAGUGCCUGGGCGCCAUCAUCGGAGCUGGGAUUCUCUACCUCGUCACACCUCCCAGUGUGGUGGGGGGCUUGGGGGUCACCACGGUUCAUGGAAGUCUUUCUGCUGGUCACGGUCUCCUGGUGGAGUUGAUAAUCACAUUUCAGCUGGUGUUUACUAUUUUUGCCAGCUGUGAUUCCAAACGGACUGAUGUCACUGGUUCAGUAGCUUUAGCAAUUGGAUUUUCUGUGGCAAUUGGACAUUUAUUUGCAAUCAAUUACACUGGUGCCAGCAUGAACCCUGCCAGAUCCUUUGGACCUGCGGUUAUCAUGGGAAAUUGGGAAAACCACUGGAUAUAUUGGGUUGGACCAAUAAUAGGAGCUGUCCUCGCCGGUGGGCUUUACGAGUAUGUCUUCUGUCCAGAUGUUGAACUCAAACGUCGUUUUAAAGAAGCCUUCAGCAAAGCUGCCCAGCAAACAAAGGGGAGUUACAUGGAAGUGGAGGACAACAGGAGUCAGGUAGAGACUGAUGACCUGAUCCUAAAACCUGGAGUAGUGCACGUGAUUGACAUUGACCGGGGAGAGGAGAAGAAGGGGAAAGACCCGUCCGGAGAGGUGUUGUCUUCAGUAUGACUAGAAGAUGGCACUGAAAGCAGACAAGAACACUUAGAACUGUCCUCAGAUUUCCUUCCACCCAUUAAGGAAACAGAUUUGUUAUAAAUUAGACAUGCGCAGGGUCAUUGUUUCUUGCCUCAUUAUUCAGUCUAGACAAGAAAUGUUUCACUAUUCUACCAAGGAGGAAUGGAAGAAACCUAUUGUGAAUUCCAAAUCUAAAAAAAGAGGUCUUUUUAAAGUGUCCCCAAAGCAAAUAGGCAUCUAGUUUAUCUUGUUGCCAUUCAUUAAUUAUCAGUUUAAAAUGAGUAUCAAGAUUUGGUUAAGUCUUGCCUGACAGAACUUAUAGACAUACCUAUCAGCUUAUUCCUCCUCUACCAUGAAACCGGUAUUCGUCAAUCCUCGUCUGAGUGUUUUUUCCAGUACGCCAAAACAAUGUGCCACAGAAUUGUGCACAUUCAACAGAGGAAAUAUAACAAGCUCUUUUGUGGGCAGCCCCCUCUUAAAAACUACCUCGGCGAAAGAAUAUUAACAAGGGUCAUUGCUAAUGAAUUAUUUCCAUUUAUAUUUCAAAUACCCAGCUUUCAACCUGAACUCUAAUUCAUAAUAUUCCUUCCUCUUCUUCAGUGCCCAGGGUAAUGUGGAAAGCCCAGAAAUUUGAGGAAUGUUCGGAAACCCUUUAUAUUUUUUAGUUUUUUCUAAUAAAAUAUCCAAAUCGUAAGAAAUACCUAUUAAGAUUCAGGACAAACAGACUCAUAAGAUCUUAUGCGAGUGGAGGAAAAAUUACCAUUAUAAAAAAAUCAUAAGGAAAGAGGCAAUCCAUAUUCUGGAAUCAAAGAGUUGAUCUGUUUUCAGUGCACAUCCUCAAAUACACCA